GAACCCCAGACGGCCAGCCGAGCUCCCCGCUACGUACUUUGCACGGAGGCAUCCGUCAAAAUACACGAAGGGCAACGAGGCGAGGCCUAGUAUAGAGGAAAACGAGUGAGAGGGGGGAAAUGCUGCGCCACGCCGCCCGCCGUCUCGUCUCCCGCACCGCCGCGGCGCCCACCGCCCGCCGGGCGCUCGUCACGGCAGAGGUGCCUGCGGAGGCCGCCGAGGACUCCACGUUUGUGGAGGCGUGGAAGAAGGUCGCCCCCAACAUCGAGCCCCCAACGACGCCCCUCUUCCUCAUGCAGCCGCGCCCGCCCACGCCGGCUACCAUCCCCACUAAGCUCACCGUCAACUUCGUCCUCCCCUACAAGUCCGAGAUCGCCAACAAGGAGGUGGACAUGGUAAUUGUACCAGCUACAACUGGUCAGAUGGGCGUUUUGCCAGGCCAUGUUGCCACGAUUGCAGAGCUCAAGCCUGGUGUUCUCUCAGUACAUGAGGGGAACGAUGUGACCAAGUACUUUGUGAGCAGUGGAUUUGCUUUCGUCCAUGCAAACUCCAUUGCUGAUAUUGUGGCUGUUGAGGCUGUCCCUGUGGAUCAGAUCGACCCAGCUUUUGUUCAGAAGGGUCUCGCUGAAUUCACUGCCAAGCUUGGUUCGGCCUCUACUGACCUGGAGAAGGCUGAGGCUCAGAUCGGUGUCGAUGUUCACAGUGCGCUCAAUGCUGCAUUGACCGGUUAAUUGGUGUCAUCUUAAAUUGUCUGUCUUUUAGAUUGAGUUUAACUUUGCAAAUCCUAAAUAAAUUAUAGUCCAUCUAAAACAUGGACAUAUGUUUCUUGUUACCUGAAUCCUGCAUGGAUUUAUUUUUGUACUCGUGAAUAUUUUAACUCUGGAGCUCAAAACCCGGAGUUGCUUUCUUUUUC
Molecule: messenger RNA, 913 nt
Organism: Zea mays
Lineage: Eukaryota; Viridiplantae; Streptophyta; Magnoliopsida; Poales; Poaceae
Biological process (GO): proton motive force-driven ATP synthesis
Molecular function (GO): proton-transporting ATP synthase activity, rotational mechanism
Source: RefSeq, marked validated